Paramecium sonneborni is the source of this 491-nucleotide messenger RNA. The record is from the annotation of a GenBank genome assembly. Lineage: Eukaryota; Ciliophora; Oligohymenophorea; Peniculida; Parameciidae.
AUGAGUGACUAACAAAGAAUUUAUUUCAGCUUAAGAUUAAUUGAAUAUUUCUUGCUUUUCGUUUCUGUUAUGAUGCCUUAAUUUAAAUAGUUGUCAAGUAUUUAAAAUAAAAAUGUAAAUUAAAAGGAGGGAUUUCAAAAGGAAGAAAAGUCUUUAAUAUUGAAAAGUUAUUAAAAGUAUAAAGAACAACAAUUUUUGCAUACGUUUAAUCAGUUUAUUUGAUAGUGGAUUAGAUUUGUUUUAUUUAGUAUUUUAGUGGAUAUACGAUGAUACCAAUUGAUAAGUUAUGUAAAACUUUAUGGACAAUGGUUGUAAUUUUAAAGCCCAUAAAUAAGAAGGGUCGUUUUUUAAUAGGACUAUUUUUGGUUGGAAAACUAUGUGAUAGUCUUAUAGGAGUUUCAUCUUCAUACAUAAAAUUAUUGGAUAUUCCUUAAUAUGUAACAGGGUUGUUAGGAGUUAGUUCGAGUUUGAUUUAAUUAUAUUUAUUAUGA